Molecule: messenger RNA, 1344 nt
Organism: Aedes aegypti (yellow fever mosquito)
Lineage: Eukaryota; Metazoa; Arthropoda; Insecta; Diptera; Culicidae
Exons: 3
Coding region: 356-1165 (269 amino acids)
Source: RefSeq, a predicted model, not a curated record
GCUAGCGAGUGCAUAGUCGUUAACUACCAGGCAAACGGUGCACAAGCAUUGGUAUUAAAAGAAUAUCAUAUCGAAGAACGAAAUUGAAGUGAAGAAAUUGGAUCGAGUCUUUUUCGAAAUAAUCGAUCAAAGUGCUCUUCAGGUAUUCAAGUCAAAAACGAGAAAGUGUUGGAAAGUGUAGAAAAGUGAAGUGCUCUUAUUUUAUUGCAAACAGUUAAUUUGAAAUACUUUUUCGUUAUUGUGUAUUUGUACAAAAGUAAAUAACGGAUCGAUACAGUUUGACAAAAGUGAAUAAAAUUGCUCAAGAGGAACAAUAGCAAAAAUUAUUAUUUUUGAAGUAAUUCGAGUGGUAAAAAUGAAUCGUUUUAUUGCAGCGUUGGCCUUCCUCGCAGUGGUGCAAGCCCUAUCAAUCGACGAUCGCACCCUGGAUGUCAACAUCAACGUUGAAAAGAACUCCAACUCCUACUUCCACAGCAAACUCAACGAAGGAUCCUUCCAGUAUGGGCUGGAUGUGGAGAAACCGGUGGACCAUCACUUCCAGCACAAGGUCAAAGGCCCGGACGGUGUCACGUACGGAUGCUACGGAUUUGUAGAUCCCGAUGGCAAACCGCACCUGACCCACUACGUUUCCGACGUUAAGGGAUACCGAGUGCUCGCACCAGAAUCCGCCACCAAGAUCUACAUAGGCCGGUUGGAAAAGAGCAUAGAUAACAUCUACCAGGCAUCGCAAGCGAAGGACGUCCAAUGGAAGGACCUAUUCUUCCCACCGGCUUGCAGGACUUUGUACGCCGACCUGUUGAAGAACUCACCUACGACUGCUCGCCCCGCAACUCCACGGCCAACUCCCGUACGUACCACUCCAGCACCAAUUCCGUUCGAACCAGAUUUCGGAGGCAGCAACGUACACGAGUCUAUCGUUCCUCAUGACAACGCGCCCUGUUCGCAAGUCUGCACUGACCUCAAAUCAGAACUGCAAGAAAUCAAAUCCAAGCUGAAGACCCUUAUCGACAGUUUGGCACAGAACGAGAGCAAACAGAAGUUCACUGGCAGCGCCGGUGGAAAUCAAACGUAUGCCUACUUCCCGGUAAUGUUGAGCAAUAGUGUUCCUGGAGGAGCCACACCCGGACAGAUUGCCAUGCCGGCAUUCCAGUGUGGACGGCAGUAAGCUGUGAAAUUACCGUAAAUCUCUGAAGGUUGUGAUGCAAUUCAGGAGAAGUGCAAUGUACAUAUAUUAUAAUAGGAUACUAGAUUAGGGUUGGAUGAAUGGACCCAAUUGAAUGACUGGUUAGGCUAGAUUUAUAGGUUUAAUAAUUUAAUUGAAUAAAGACCUUUUCAAUAAAUAUA